AUGGCCGCCUCAACCUUGUCUGUCUGUUCCAGCGACCUGAGCUAUGACAGCCGGGUCUGCCUGCCCGGGUCCUAUGACUCCUGCACCGGCUCCUCCUGGCAGGUGGACGACUGUCCAGAGAGCUGCUGCGAGCCCCCUUGCUGUGCCCCCAGCUGCUGCACCCCGGCCCCCCGCCUGACCCUCCUCUGCGCCCCAGUGAGCUGCGAGUCCAGCCCCUGCUGCCAGCCAGCCUGCAGCAGCUCCUGCCUGGCCUCAUGCUGCCAGCCGUCUAGCUGCCAGCCCUCCUGCUGCACCUCCUUCCCCUGCCAGCAGGCCUGCUGUGAGCCCGUCUGCUGCACGCCUGUCUGCUGCACGCCUGUCUGCUGCACCCCUGUCUGCUGCAGGCCCGUCUGCUGCAGGCCCAUUUGCUGCAGGCCCGUCUGCUGCAGGCCCGUGUGCUGCAGGCCCGUCUGCUGUGAGGUCUCCCCCUGCUCAGCCCCCUCAUCCUGCAGCAGACCCUCCUCCUCCGUGUCCCUGCUCUGCCGGCCCGUGUGCCGCCCCGCCUGCUGCGUGCCCGCCUCCUCCUGCCAGCCCAGCUGCUGCCGCCCGGCCUCCUCUGUGUCCUUGCUUUGCCGGCCCGUGUGCCACCCCGCCUGCUGCGUGCCCACCGCCUCCUGCCAGCCCAUCUGCUGCCGCCCGGCCUCCUCUGUGUCCUUGCUUUGCCGCCCCGUGUGCCGCCCCGCCUGCCGCCCCGCCUGUUGCGUCUCCGCCUCGGCCCCGGAGCCCUGCUGCUGA
Molecule: messenger RNA, 774 nt
Organism: Rangifer tarandus platyrhynchus (Svalbard reindeer)
Lineage: Eukaryota; Metazoa; Chordata; Mammalia; Artiodactyla; Cervidae
Source: the annotation of a GenBank genome assembly